ACAUUAGAGCGGAAGAAGACGAAGGAGGAAAAAUGGCAGCAAGGUUACUCAUUAGGUCUGCUGUCCGCGCAGCAGUCACUUGCCGGGCAGCCCCGGCACCGGCCCUUCAGCGUUGCAUGGCUGGAGGCAUUCCGACUGACGAAGAUCAAGCCACCGGUUUGGAGAAGAUCGUAAUGCGGUCGAUGAAGGAGGGCGUUGAUCCCUACAACAUGCUGAAGCCCAAAUCCUAUGCAGGUUCCAAACAGGAUCCACACCUGGUUCCCUCAAUUACCAACAAGAGGAUUGUUGGCUGUGUCUGUGAGGAAGAUAACACCACCGUCGUGUGGUUCUGGUUGCAUGCGGGUGAACCCCAGCGCUGCCCGUCCUGCGGUGCCCAUUACAAGCUGGUGCCCCACGAGCUGCCGCACUGAGCCCAACACGUGUGUAUGUGUGUAUGCACACUUUCAGACCAACGCGUACCACCCUACCCCUCUAACCUCAUACCUCUCUGCUUAUGUUUGACAUGUUACAAGGGUCACAAGCCUCCCCGGAGGCCUUACUUGGGCGAUUUCAUUCCUUCCUGUUUACAUCGGUUGCGUACUGUACAACAAAAGUUUGGUCCAGAACCUCUUAAGAAUAAAGUUGUGUUGUAAAUCCUA
Brienomyrus brachyistius is the source of this 638-nucleotide messenger RNA. RefSeq names its product cytochrome c oxidase subunit 5B, mitochondrial. Gene Ontology annotation, cellular component: mitochondrial envelope. Gene Ontology annotation, biological process: mitochondrial electron transport, cytochrome c to oxygen. The transcript is spliced from 4 exons. Lineage: Eukaryota; Metazoa; Chordata; Actinopteri; Osteoglossiformes; Mormyridae. The record is from RefSeq and is a predicted model, not a curated record. The coding region runs from base 33 to 410 and encodes 125 amino acids.